CCCAAACCACCAAAGCCACUCUUCUCUCUUCUUCACUUAGCUUAAACAUUAUCAAAACAUGGCUUCCCAAACCAGCUCGGCCAUGGCUCUCUUCUUAGCUCUCAACCUUCUCUUCUUCUCCAUGGCCUCUGCCUGCGGUGGUGGCUGCCCUAAUCCGAAACCUACCCCUACAACUCCGCCUACGCCCAAACCAACUCCUCCUACCCCUACAACUCCACCUACGCCUAAACCAACUCCUUCUAGCCCUACAACUCCGUCCACCCCUAAACCAACUCCUCCUAGCCCUACAACUCCUUCCACCGGCGGCGGCGGGAAGUGCCCGAUUGAUGCACUCAAGCUGGGCGUUUGCGCCGAUGUGCUUGCCAAUCUGCUCAAUCUGAAGCUCGGGAGCCCACCGGUUCAACCUUGCUGUAGCUUGAUCAAUGGGCUCGUUGAUGUUGAAGCCGCCGUCUGCCUUUGCACCGCCAUUAAAGCCAACAUCCUCGGGAUCAACCUCAACGUUCCAGUCUCUCUCAGCUUGCUUCUCAAUGCCUGUAACCAGAAGGUUCCAUCUGGCUUCCAAUGCCCUUAAUUAAGCAUCUAUUAGUUCGACGACCAAACGUGGUGCUACGUGCAUGCAUGAAGAUAAUAUUUGUGACGUUGGUGUCUAAUAAUAAGUUUCCAGUAUUUUUCUUCUAAUUUGUGAUCUUGUUGUACCAAUAAAUGACUUCAUAUGUAUACUCAUACGAAUGUUCUUAUGGGGAAAUUAAUGAAGAUAAUAUUUUGGU
Messenger RNA from Linum trigynum, 767 nucleotides. Lineage: Eukaryota; Viridiplantae; Streptophyta; Magnoliopsida; Malpighiales; Linaceae. The record is from the annotation of a GenBank genome assembly.